Messenger RNA from Triticum urartu, 1385 nucleotides. It is a transcript of the gene CAO, whose product is annotated as chloroplast signal recognition particle component (CAO). NCBI's taxonomy places the organism in Eukaryota, Viridiplantae, Streptophyta, Magnoliopsida, Poales, Poaceae. The record is from RefSeq and is a predicted model, not a curated record. Gene Ontology annotation, molecular function: protein binding.
CGCCUUAUCCUCUCAACCAGACCCAUCAUCUUCCUCCUCCACACGCGCGCAUCAGUCACCGGCCACAAGCCUCCUCCCGCCCCAAUGGAGGCCGUCCUGCGACAUCCAUCCCUUUCCCGCCUCAAAGCCCCCAACCCAGCUGCUCACAGAACCCAGUACCUCUCCAUCACCGUCCCUCGCCGUCCCCGCGUCCCCAAGCGCCGCCUCGCCGCCGCCGCGCUGUUCCAGGACCAGACCAACCCAAGAACCGCGGCAACAAGCAAGGGGGGCGAUGAAGAAGACGAGGAGGGGUACGGAGAGGUGGACCGCAUCGUCUCCAGCCGAACCGUCAAGAACGCGGUGUUCGCGGAGGACGGCUCGGCCACCACCGUCACCGCCACGGAGUACCUCGUCGAGUGGAAAGACGGGCACGAGCCGACCUGGAUCCCGUCGGAGGCGAUAGCCGCGGACGUGGUGGCGGAGUACGAGACGCCGUGGUGGGAUGCCGCCAAGAAGGCCGAUGUGGAUGCGCUGGGCGCGCUGCUGGCGGACGAGGCGCUGCGGCGGGACCCGAACGCCGAGGACGCGCAGGGGCGCACGGCGAUGCACUUCGCCGCGGGGCUCGGGUCGGAGGAGUGCCUGCGCUUGCUCGCGGAGGCGGGGGCGGACGUGGGCCACGCGGAGCGCGCCGGCGGAGGGCUGACGCCGCUGCACAUCGCGGCGGGGUACGGCCGGGCGACGGGCGUGCGCGCGCUGCUGGAGCUGGGCGCCGACGCGGAGAGCCCCGACGGGAAGGGCCGGACGCCCCUGGAGCUGGUGCAGGAGGUGCUGGCUGCGACGCCCAAGGGCGUGCCAGCGGCGUUCGAACGGCGCCAAGCGCUCGAGGCGGCGGCGAAGGAGCUGGAGAAGGCCGUGUACGAGUGGGGCGAGGUGGAGAAGGUGGUGGACGGGCGCGGCGAGGGCAAGUGGCGGGAGUACCUGGUGGAGUGGCGCGACGGCGGCGACCGGGAGUGGGUGAAAGCGCCGUGGGUGGCGGAGGACCUGGUGAAGGACUUCGAGGCCGGGCUGGAGUACGGCGUCGCGGAGGCCGUCGUGGACAGGAGGCAGGCGGCGGACGGCGACGGGGACGGCAAGUGGGAGUACCUCGUCAAGUGGGUGGACUUUGAGGAGGCGACGUGGGAGCCCGCGGAGAACGUGGACGCCGAGCUCGUGCAGGAGUUCGAGCGGCAGCAGUCGGGGAACGGUGGCGCCGCACCGCCGGCGGAGACAUUUGCCGGGUGACGGCGGCCGUCGAUCGUGCUCGGUUCGCUCUUCGGUUUUGUCGUGUCGAUGGAACGUCGCAGUAUGUAUCAUUAGCGAUCGAAGAGAUUUUUGUGUGAUUAUUAAUUAAGAAAACAUUCUCAUGA